AUGACACCUUCUGGUCACAAUUGGGUACAAGGUCAAGGAGCUGGUCCUAGAUUAGAAAAGAAAGAAGAUGAAGAAGAUAAAUUUGAUGCUAUGGGUAAUAAAAUAGCUGCUGCUAAAAAGAAGACUAAAUUAAGUUCUGCUGAGUUACGUAAAAAGAAGAAAGAAAGAAUGAAGAAAAAGAAGGAAUUAGGUGAUGCUUAUGUUAGUGAAGAUGAUGAAGACUUUUAA
Lodderomyces jiufengensis is the source of this 228-nucleotide messenger RNA. RefSeq lists its product as uncharacterized. The transcript has a single exon. Bases 1 to 228 code for a protein of 75 amino acids. The record is from RefSeq and is a predicted model, not a curated record. NCBI's taxonomy places the organism in Eukaryota, Fungi, Ascomycota, Pichiomycetes, Serinales, Debaryomycetaceae.